CGUACCCUUGAAUUCAAUCUCCUCCACCCUUGAAUUCAAACCCCUCCAGCAGCAGGUACCAAUCCAAUAAUUAAGAACAAAAAUACUACUAGCUAGCUAGUCCGAUCCGAUCCGGAGUAAAAUGGAGAGCGAGAGUGAUAAUAACAAUUACAGUGUCAGACUCUCUAUCAUCUACAACCUGGAUGGGAUACGGACGCAUGUAAAGUGCAAGAGGGACAUAAUGUUGAAGGAAGUGUUGUUAGCAUUCUGUGAGAGAAAACAGAUUGACUAUAAAGACAUCUCUUUUUUCUAUGACGGCAAGCGCCUCCCUGUCCGCAAGACCCCUCUCCAGCUUGGCAUGAAAGAUGACGACACCAUCGAGGCAUUCCGUCCCGUUCACGGCGGCGGUGGCGGCCGGCGGCAGUGAUCGGCGCAAAGCCAAAUGGAGAAUUUAAGUACUUUGUACGCAUGGCAUGGCGGGAUUGGCGGCGGCGCUCCCAACUAGCUAGCUUGUAGCUAUUCGUACUGAUUAAUUAUUGAUUCCUCGUUAUUCAUCUUAAUUACCUUCUCCUAAUUAAUUAAUAAUUUAACUUAUUAGCUUGUUAAUAAUGGUUCCAAUUAACUAUAUAUGGAUUGAAUAAUUAGCCUCUUAAUUA
Messenger RNA from Cuscuta campestris, 635 nucleotides. The record is from the annotation of a GenBank genome assembly. Lineage: Eukaryota; Viridiplantae; Streptophyta; Magnoliopsida; Solanales; Convolvulaceae.